This is a messenger RNA of Haliotis rubra (blacklip abalone), 1830 nucleotides long. RefSeq lists its product as uncharacterized. The record is from RefSeq and is a predicted model, not a curated record. The coding region runs from base 435 to 1571 and encodes 378 amino acids. Lineage: Eukaryota; Metazoa; Mollusca; Gastropoda; Lepetellida; Haliotidae. The transcript is spliced from 10 exons.
CAAGCCGAGUACACGCGAAUAUUAGCGAGACCUCGCUUCCGAACACCCGCGCUGAAACGAGUUCACGCGUGUACGCGCGAUUUGCCUCAGGAGGUAGUGCGCCAAACAAUCCAAGAUGGCGUCCAGCAUUGCGAAGCUUGUACCGCUGCAAAUGACUAAUGCCGAUAAAACCGUUGUAUUUACGGUUCACGUUCACCCUGAUGUACAGGAGAAAUGUGUGCAAGGUAAGCUUAAGACACACAGUUGGCAACUGAGAUGUUUAUACGAAUGGAGGAGAAGUACAAAGUGGACUCUUCAGGCCACAGAAAUCUUAGAGCCACUGGUUUGGGAGGAAAGUUAUUACCGGUGUUGCUGAAUCCUUUGAAUUAGCUUCGGAAUUUGGAUUGUUGAAUACUGUCUCCGCUGCUUGUAAAAACAGUGGGGUCAGUAUCAGCAUGAAUAUAACAAGACCGACUCACUUUGAUGAUGUGUCUGCAUCUGCAUAUGUGAAAGAUGUGCCGGAUGAAAUGUUAUGUCGCCUUGGGCGGUUAGCACCAAAAGAUCUCACGGCACAAGAAAGAGUUAGGUUCCUGGAACAAUUGGUAGCAUCAGUACCAGAUGAUCAUAAUAGUGAAUUCAGUGUUGAACCCAAAGCCAGUACAAGUAGCGCUGGUGCCAGUGACAGAAAUAGAUGUGACACACUGGGAGAUGACAUGGAGCUGGACACACAAGAUGACAUAGAUUCAGUAUUUUCAAUGACCACUCACUCCAGUUGGUCAAGCCAGAGUCAUCAGUCACAAGUGAGAAUAAACUGGACUGAAUGUCAAGUCCGCCUGCUCAUUACUCUGCGGCAGCAGUAUGAGCAUUUGUUUACUAGCAGCAUCGUCACCCAGAAGCAGGCUUGGAAGAAAGUAGCCGACGAAAUGACUGAGAAAGGUUACUGCUACUCUGGGGAUGAAUGCCAGAGGAAAUUCGGUUCCUUGAGGCUAAGAUACAAAACAAUAAAGGACCGUAAUAACAAGACUGGCAGGGGCAGGUCAACAUGGAAAUUCUUCAGUCUCAUGGAUGAGAUGUAUGCUGGGGAUCCAGCAGUUGAACCCCUUGCUGAAGUCAGUAGCCUUCAGAAUCCGAAAAAUCUAACCAGGGCCCCAAAUAGUCCAGAGAGGGAAAGAAGCGACUGUGUAAUGCGUUAUGAUUCUCCUAAUACAUCCAACAGCAAGAAGGCCCCUGCCAAGACAACACCUAAAACUCCUGUAUCUAAGAGAGGCACAGCCUCACUGGCGGAUCUAUCGGAAAUGAGAGAACAACAGAAGAAACAGCAUGAAGAGAGAAUGGAGUUGGAGAAGAAAAGAUUAGCAAUUGAGGGAAAAAAGACUGGAAACUCUUCAGAAAUUAGUAGAUGCUAUAGUAAAUUCCAAGAAGUAAAUUAUAUAUUUAUAUACUUAUCCUAUCUCACGACUUUCACCUCUCUCUCUCUUUGCUCCAGGCCGACCUUGUCCCUGUACCUGUGCUGUGCAUGCCUUCCUGCCUUAGCUGUGCGGUGUCUUUUUGUCAGAGUGAUUUUUGUGGUCGGUCUCCUUCACCUCAGGUGAAUCAGGAUAUCCCGUCUAGUCAGUCUAGAGCUAGUGAGCACAAUAUUGGGACAAUAUUCAACACGACAGGUCAUGAUGUUUGUGCCCCAAGAGUGGUGGGACAAGAUUCAGUGAAGUGCACGACUCUUUUGUCCUUUUAUGGCUCCAAGAUCGAGAAUGAGUAUGUAAGGUGAUCAUGUGGGUGAGGACUGCACAUGCAACGUGCUGCCACGGCCUAGUGAGCAUGGCGAAGGCAGGAAGGCAUGCACAGCACGGGGAC